AUGGAGAAUGAUCAAUAUGGCAAUGUUUUCCCUCUUGAGUUAUAUGUAACUACAUCAGAGAAACACCCUGUUCAUGUACAAAUUACAUCGCCAAAAUGGACACAACCUUCUGUAUCAGAAUCCGUCACCGUCUCACCUGGACAGGUAGUCAGGGUGAAGGUAAGUGACGAGUUCCGUAUGAAGGGAAGUUUGAAAUCUUCUAAAGUACUCCUUGUCAAGUCCGAUGGUGACAUUGCAGUUUACGGAGGAAACAAGGAGGACUAUUCUAAUGAUGUAUUCUGUGGUAUUCCAACAGAUGCAUUAGGAAAUGAGUAUUAUGCUAUGUGCUACGGACCAGCGUUUCGUAAAACUGAACUUGGAGUAGCAGCCACACAGGACAACACUGUGGUUAAAGUAACGCUUCCCAAGUCUCCAAAUAUGACAGUCACAUACAAUUCAAAGACUUAUCACGGAGGAGAUGUGAUUACUGUUAACUUAGACAAAUAUGAAAACUUCCAGCUACAAAGUGUCGGUGAUUUAACGGGUGCACAUAUUGUGGCCACCCAUCCUGUUUCGGCAUAUAGUGGUAAUAUCAAAACAAACAUUGGUUCAGGGAAAUGGCAAGACCAUCUGGUAGAACAGCUUACGCCUGUUGAUACUUGGGGAAAAAAAUUCGUAACAGCUCCAAUUCCAAAAAGAACCGUCGGGGACUACUUUCGUAUUGUAGCGAGUGAAGACAACACUGUAGUUAAUAUCGCUGGCAUGCCAUCAAUCACUCUUGCGAAACCAUGUACACCUACGAAAUCAAUUGACGGUGAUGGUUUAGACAAUGACUGCGAUGGUAAAAUAGAUGAAGAAUUAUGUACAACCGAUAACAAUAAACAAGAUGAUGAUGGUGAUGGAAAAUUUGAUGAAGAUUGUACCGAUCCUACUCCAGGUACAUUUAAUGUAUUGAAGUAUUUUAUUAUGAAUUAA
This is a messenger RNA of Mytilus californianus (California mussel), 954 nucleotides long. Its product is annotated as IgGFc-binding protein-like. The record is from RefSeq and is a predicted model, not a curated record. NCBI's taxonomy places the organism in Eukaryota, Metazoa, Mollusca, Bivalvia, Mytilida, Mytilidae. The transcript has 3 exons. The coding region runs from base 1 to 954 and encodes 317 amino acids.